UUCAGAACGUGGUCAGACGUGGUAGCGCGUGGUCGUGGAAUUUUCCGAGAAAAACCCUAAGGAAAAAUCAAACAGUGCGAGGCAGCAGAAGCAACAACAACAACAACAACUAACUAGAGCAAAGGAAAUUUGACAGACUUUGAUGUGAACCGGAAACGAGGGUAAAGGCUAAAAAAGCAAAGGAAAAUAGAAAAAAAAAACAGAAACAGGAACAGAGGAGCCAGGCCAAUAGUGUGCAAAUUGAUAUAGUCGGAGCAGCAUGGAUGAGGAGCACGACGACGAUCGAAUAAUAUGAGAUUAGAUGGGGCUCUAGAGCCCCGGCCCCGUCAAGGAGCUGCCAUCUUCAAGGGCCGCGAACCAUGUGAGACACAGCAACAGCAGCCAGCUGAUGAAGACGACGAGGCCACAGACGCUGAGUGUUUGACCACCAACCACAGCAUCAGCAGCAACAAUUGCCAAGUCAACUUGGUCCUCAAACCAGAGAGAACAACAUCAACAACGCCCAAGCCCACGUCCACGCCCAGAAAAACAACUGGAGGCAGAGGUAAAGGCAACACCACCAACACCGCUGCCGUGAAAGCGCGUACCAUUUUAAUGGCGCCCAACGUGGGGCAUCAGCGGAAGAGCCUUGGCCUUCGACUUCCGAUGAAGCAGGGCCGCAGGAUGAUAGGAUCUGGCUGGGAAGGCCUUAACGGCCUGGUCCUGUGCCUGAUUUCCGUUAUUGCCCUGCUGCCGCCGCUGACGCUCGGCGAUGACGGUGACAAUUUCUUUGCCGUGAAUGCCUUUAGCGCGGGUCCGGAGACGACAACGCCAGAGUUUGAUUAUGCCAGCCGCGGGCAAAAGAAGUUCGGCGACAAGUGCGAUAAUACUUUGGAGUGCGGCUUCCCCGGCUCCAUUUGCGAUCCCAAGAAGAAGUCCUGCCAGUGCACCGAGGAUCUGCCCGUCACCAAUCACAUUGACAAAUGUGGCAAAGAGGCCGCCGUGAACGAGUCCUGCUUCUUCAACGAGCAGUGCGAGAUGCGAUACUUCCAGACGGAGUGCCGGGAUGGGCGCUGCAUCUGCCGGUUCGAGAUGUCGCCCUUUUGGGACAAGGACGGGUCCGUGGAGUGCAAAGGGCGCCAGGACAAGAGGGGACCCGAGACCUACAUCGAUCCGGCCAUGAUUGGCGUGCUGGUAGGAAUGGCAUUGAUGUUUGUUAUUAUUUGUGUCGUCCUGCGAUUGUUUAGCCAAGCUCGCUGGCGUGAGAACCGGACCAUCUUCAAUACGCCCAAUCCUCGCCUGAUGAACGUCUCCCUGCUGCGGGAUAGCAAACUGCUCCAUGGCCAAGAGCGCCGAGGAUCCAGGAUGUCGGUGCGGGCCCCAUCCCGGCAGCCCAGCAUGGCCUCCCUGAGACCCCACUCCCCCAAUCCGUCGCUAGGUAAGACAGGAUCCCAUUCGGAGUCGCAUGGCAGCAAUGCAUCGGCCGCCUCGGUUCGCUCCCAACGCAGCAACUCGGUGGCUCCCCAAGGCAAGGUGGCCCACCAUGAGCGCCACGGAUCCGCCCAUCGCCAGCACCACCCACAUGGACACCAGCCGAAGGAGCAGCCCCAGUCGCCGCAGGACCAGUCGCUGAUCACCAACAUCACCACAAAUCCGGUGGCCGAGAGCGUGACCGUGGAGAUCAUCGAGCCGGGACAGAAAUAAAGAUGAGCAACGUCAGCAGCAGGAUCGAAAAUUUAAAGUAUAUAGAGCAAGAUGGCAUAGGCGAGAUUAACUGGCUAACUCUCUGACACACGAACACUGGACACGAAAUGCAAAUAGAAACAUAUAGUCACGAUAUAUGCACGCGAUAAUAAGGCGGGUCCGCUCCCAAAAGGGGCGUGGCACCGGCAACAAACACACAAAACAAAAAAAAAAAUCAAAUACACAUGAGGCCAUUGUUCGACUCUUUUUGACAAAGACAAUUUUUGCAAUUAAUGGAAAUUUUUUAAACAAACCAAUUAUAUACUUAUUAUAUAAAUAGGGAGCAUAUGAAAAAAACGAACACACACAUACACCCAGAACAAUGCUAAAUGAAUUACUUACGUACGACUACACCGUAAAAAAUAAUUGAAAAAAAACCUUGCAUAACAAAUUCAUACUACUCUUUUUUUCAACCAAAAAAAACAAAAAAAAAAACAAACAAACAAAGAAAAACGAUAAAACC
Messenger RNA from Drosophila subpulchrella, 2185 nucleotides. RefSeq lists its product as uncharacterized. Lineage: Eukaryota; Metazoa; Arthropoda; Insecta; Diptera; Drosophilidae. The transcript is spliced from 7 exons. The record is from RefSeq and is a predicted model, not a curated record. Bases 292 to 1683 code for a protein of 463 amino acids.